Messenger RNA from Bombina bombina (fire-bellied toad), 7533 nucleotides. RefSeq names its product FRAS1 related extracellular matrix 1 (gene FREM1). Gene Ontology annotation, cellular component: membrane. The record is from RefSeq and is a predicted model, not a curated record. Gene Ontology annotation, biological process: cell communication. Lineage: Eukaryota; Metazoa; Chordata; Amphibia; Anura; Bombinatoridae.
CAGAAGGAAUCCUGAAGUUUUGUCUCAUCUGGACUUCUUCAACUAACAAGAGCACUAAUGCUGUGAUGAUCAGCAGUUUGUAUAAUUCAGCUUUGGAGUUUUCUGAAGAAAGGAAACUUAUUUACACAGAGAAGAAAUUAAGCCAUAUAAGGACACACAGAUUUGUGAACAUCAUUUAUAAAUUACUGAUUAGAAAAUCCCAAGAAGCACAUUAAUAUGUGGCGUUGUCAGGAUUGUUCAACGCGUUUUAUUAAAGCACCAUGACUUCCUGAAAGAGCUUGUUGUGCUUAUUUCUAAAAAGAGGGGGUUGCUCUUCAUGAUACGGAGCAGAUGAGUGAGACAUUCCCACUGUUGCCUGGUGUGUUAAAUAAUCCUGAAAAGGAAACAAAAUCUUGCUGGAGGUCUUACUUUUGAAUAAGCCGUCUCCAACGGGAAAAAUGAGCCCCAUCUGGGGCUGCCAUUUGUACUUAGCUCUUACCUUGCUGUUCAUGACAUUGAGGUGCCUGAACGCCUCAUUCAUCAAGGUCAACCGUGGGAUAAAAGUGAUGAAAGGACAGAGCGUCUUUCUAUCAGAAAAUGACCUGCAGUUUUCCAUUCCCAGGGAGAAAGAUGCCUGUAAGGUUGAAGUUGUUGUAAAUGAACCAAUAACUCAGAGAGUUGGGAAGUUAUCUCCUCAGGUAUUUGACUGCCAUUUUCUUCCCAAUGAAGUGCAAUACAUUCAUAAUGGCUGCCCCCUUUUGGAUGAUGAUGGAGUCAUGCUCAGGCUAUACAGGUUUACAGAAACGGAAACAUUUACUGAAACAUUUCUCCUCAGAGUAAAACUAACUGAACCUGACUGUAAUAUCAUAAAGUUAGGUCUUAAGAAAUUGGAAGUUCCAGAGUUUUAUGGCCUAUCCAAUAUUAUUGAUAAGAAUAUCCUAAGUUUUAACUAUGACAAAAGGCCGAAUCUUGAUUGCACAAUUAAAGUAUCCCAGUCACAAUCACUUCUGCCGGCUCACGGUCAACUUGUUACUGGAGAUCCAGUGAAAGAAGAGCCACGUGGGGAUCAACCACACAGUUUUUUCCAGAGAUCCAAUAAUAAACCAAUUCAGCUUUGCAGGGGCGGAGGCUGCAUUCUUGGGUUAAAAAAUAUUCCGACAGUUCUAAAAUGCAGCUGUGAAGAAUUCCUUCUGAUGGGCAUAAAGUAUCAGCACCUGAAUCCUCCAUCUCCUAAUGUUGAUUAUAUUAGCAUCAAACUGGACCUAACUGACAGCCGAAGCAAAGCUCUCUACAAGUCAGAGAGUGCAUGGAUUCCAGUCCACAUUCCAGAUGCUGUUCCCAAUCAGAUACCCAAAGCUGCCUUCAUGUCUAUGUUUAUCUUAGAAGUUGACCAGUUCAUUCUCACACCAAUUACAACUGCAACACUCGAUGCAGAGGACAGUGAAACAGCAAAAUCUCUGUUGGUCUUUAAUGUCACUGAACCCCCAUCUCAAGGUUUUAUCACUCAUUUAUCUGAUCACACCAAGCCCAUAACCUCCUUCACAUGGAAAGAUCUCAAUGAGAUGCUCAUAGCGUAUCAGCCGCCAAACGGCAGCCACGUGGCAAGAAGGAAUUUUGAAGUGGUGUUUGAGGUCCAUGAUUUCUUUUUUGAAAGGAGUUCCCCAAUUACUGUACAUAUAUCUGUAAGAACAACUGACACAAAUGCUCCUCGGGUUUCUUGGAAUAUGGGUCUUGAUCUCUUAGAGGGCCAGUCUCGAGCAAUUACAUGGGAACAGUUGCAAAUCGUAGAUAAUGAUGACAUCAAUGCAGUUCGACUGGUCAUUGUGGAUGGUUUACAACAUGGCCGCAUAACUCUCAAAGGAGGGAAAGGAUUCAUGUUUACUGUUAAAGAUAUAAAGGCAGGCGUUGUGCGAUACCAUCACGAUGACAGUGACGCCACUAAAGAUUUUGUCGUCUUCAGAAUAUUUGAUGGGCGUAACAGCAUCAGACACAAAUUUCCAAUCAAUAUCCUCCCUAAAGAUGAUAGCCCUCCUUUUCUAAUCACAAACAUUGUCAUAGAACUUUCUGAAGGCCAGACCGUCCUCAUUGAAAGGUCAAUGCUCUGUGCAUCUGACAUGGACUCCAGCGACGAUUAUAUACGCUUCAACAUCACCAAACUCCCCCAGGCUGGGGAGAUCAUGAAGAAACCAGGACAAAAUCUCAUUGCUUAUCCUGUUGCAAGCUUCCUGCAAAGGGACCUCUUCAAUGGUAUAAUUCACUAUCAGCAUCUCGGAGGAGAGGUAUUUGAGGAUUCAUUUGAAUUCAUCCUUUCAGAUAGCCAUGUUCCACCUAACUUUUCUGGAUCUCAGGCUGUAAUUAUACAUAUCACACCAGUGGAUGACCUGCUCCCCAAGGAAGCGCCUGGUACUGUUCGGCGUCUGAUUGUUAAGGAAUCUGAGAUUGUUUAUAUAACAAAGAAACAACUGCAUUUCAUAGAUACAGAAUCCCCGGAGAGAGAACUGCUCUAUACUGUGACUACACCACCUUGCUGUGCAUUCACUUAUGGGAGCUCAGAUGCUGGGAAGAUAGUACUAGUGGAGAGUAUCCCUAAACUACUGAAGGAUCAUUCUGCUAACAUGACAAGAACAUUCACCCAGCACGCUGUGAGCCACAUGAAAGUUGCCUAUAUGCCACCAAUGCAGGAUAUAGGCCCUGACCCUCUACAUGUGCAGUUUAUUUUAUCUGUUAGUAACCAGCAUGGUGGUACCAUUCAGGGGAUUUGUUUUAAUAUCACCAUACUUCCAGUAGACAACCAGCCUCCAGAGGUGUCUACAUAUGAUUUGCAAGUUGAAGAAGGGGGCUUUAGCCAAAUUACAAUGGACCAUAUCCGCAUCACUGAUAGGGACACAAAACACGAUCAUAUUGAUGUUCUUUUACAAAGAGCACCAUUGAGAGGAGAACUUCAGCUGCACGGAUCUGCUAUGAGUGAAGGGGACCGAAUCAAAUUUUCAGAUAUCAGCACAUUAAAAGUUAGGUACCAGCAUGAUGGCUCAGAGACGAGGCAAGACGAUAUCCUGUUCACAGCUACAGAUGGUGUUAAUUCAGCUGAGUUUAUUCUAAGAAUCCAGGUUUCCCCAGUUAAUGAUGAACCUCCCAUUAUGAAGGACAGUCUCAUUCCCACCAUAUUUUGCCCAGAAGGAGCCAACAUUAUAUUAUCUGCUGAUUACAUCUAUGCAACUGAUGCGGACAGUGAUGAUAUGAAACUGAUAUACAUGGUUGCUCGGCAACCCCGUUAUGGGAUUGUGAAGAAAGGUGGAAUUACAGUAGAUCGUUUCUCCCAGAGGGAUGUUGUUGCAGGAUCUGUGAUCUACCAACACACUAGUAUGUAAAUAGGGAUAAAAGUUUAUGUGUCUAUCCUUGCUUUGACAUUAUAAACGCUGGUGGUUUCUGAUGUAGAAGCCAAUACAGGAAAGACAUGUUGCUACAAUGGACCACGUCUUCCUUUAUCGAAUCAUGACUCUUUUCCUGUAUAUGACCUCAACAUCACUAUCUUUCCUGUGGAUAAUCAACCACCUUCCGUAAUAAUAGGUAUGAAAUUUAAAGUGGAUGAAGGUGGGUCUGCCCCUUUAACAGUUAACCAUUUGCAUGCCAGUGACCCAGACUCAGACAAGAACAUUUUGGAGUUUAUACUGGUCUCUCCACCCUCAGUAUGGUUACAUUGAGAACUCCUACCUUCUCCUGGAUUUGAGGGUAGUAACAUGGGCAUAAGUAUUGAUUCAUUUAUAUUGAAAGACAUAAUAUCUUUGAAUAUAAACUACGUACAGUCCAGGCAUCACAGGAUAGAGCCAACCUCUGACCAGUUUACAGUCUAUGUUACUGAUGGGAAACAGAAUUCUGCAGAGAAGCCAUUUUAUAUUAUAAUCAAACCAACAAAUGAUGAAGUUCCAGAGUUUAUGGCCAGGAACAUUACAGUUGUUGAAGGCCAAAUGAUAGAACUUGAUCCUUCCAUAAUAAAUGUGGCCGACAUGGAUUCCCCUCAGAAUCAUCUAACAUUUACUCUUACAGAGCAGCCACAUCAUGGGAUGGUAGUUGAAAAAGAUUAUGGCAGUGACCAUGCAAGUUUCCAUCAGCCACUUAAAAAGAAUAAUCUGCAUAUGGUGCAAGAGUUUUCCAUGGAACUUUUAAAAAAUGGCAUGAAGCUCAUCUACAUUCAUGAUGACUCUGAGAACCUUGCUGAUAGUUUUACAAUCCAUCUUACAGACGGAAGACACAAAGUCAUGAGAACCAUUUUUGUGACUGUUAUUGGAGUUAAUGAUGAAAAACCUGUACUAACCAAGAGCUGUGAUGUGGCGAUAAGCAUGGGCGAUCAUAUUAUCAUUUCAAGUGCUGUACUGUCAGCAGACGAUAAGGAUACUUCUAGAGACAAAAUAUACUUUGUAAUUGAGAGUUCUCCAGAAGAAGGACAACUUCAGAUGAAGGUAAAUGAAGACUGGGUGACUAUGAAGCCUGGGAUGAAAUGCACCCAGGAGGAUAUUGAUAUGAAUCUGGUUAGGUACGUGCACACAGGGAUUAUAGGCUCAAGGAACCAAGACAGCUUCACAUUUCAUUUGUGGGAUGGUAGUAACAGGUCACCAGAACAUAAACUGCAUAUAGGAAUCAAGGACAUGGAAAAAGGAGACAUUGCAAUAUCUGUAAAACCUCUAAGCUUAUCAAAGGGAGACAAAGCUAUCAUAAAUACUGAUGUCCUCCUUGCUACCGAUGACACUGACAAACCAGAAGAGCUCCUAUAUGUGCUGUCCUCGCCUCCUCAGUAUGGGCAGAUUGAAUAUGUCACUCAUCCUGGAAUUCCCAUAACAAGCUUCAGUCAGAUGGACAUAGCAGCUCAGAUGAUCUGCUAUGUUCAUGACAGUAGAGCUACCACUGAUGCCGAUAUGUUCAGAUUCCUUGUUAGCAACGGACUGAGAACAAAACCUGGAACCCUGAAAAUUAUACUGGACCCAGUAGACCGAGCUCCUCCAACCCUAACUAAGAAUAUGGGCCUAAGACUAGUUAAGGGAUCUAUGGCAUGGAUCUCUCCAGGUUCCUUGGAGGCUUGGGACCCAGAUACAGCACCAGACAACAUAACCUUUCACCUGGUGGGUCUUCCUCAGUAUGGUCAAAUAUAUCUACGGGGAUCGCCACUACAACAAAGCCACUUCACCCAGAGAGACAUUAACAACAUGGAGGUUUCUUACAAACAUGGAGGCCGAGAUGCUCAGAUAGACAGGUUCACUUUUAUUGUUACAGACAAAACAAACAAAGGAUUUAUUAUUGAUGGAAAAGUGGAAUCUGAACCAGUGCCAUUCACAAUACAGGUGGAUUUUCAGGACAAUAUUGCACCCAGAAUUGUACAUCUUUAUUGUGCCACUAAAGUUGAACUUCUUAAAAGUGGUCAGUAUGGCAUCUACAUUACAGGGAGGGAGCUCAAGGUGUCUGAUCCCUACACAGAGGAUGAUAAUAUUGUAUUCAGAAUUUUGCGUGGACCUCAUUACAGUUGCUUAGAGAACACCAAAACAGGCAAAUGUAUCCAAGAACGAUUUACACAAAAGGAUUUAAACAGCAAAUCAAUUGUUUACGUAAUCAGUUCCUCACUGGACAGGUAUCAUGACACUGUAGAAUUUGAAGUUUCUGAUCCUGCAGGAAAUAAAGCAGCACCUCAGAGCUUGGAACUGAAAUGGUCUCAGAUUGAAAUGCGGCAGACCAUGUAUGAGGUGUGUGAAACUGACAGAAUGGUGUCUUUGAAGAUCACAAGACAAGGUUUCCCUGUGGACUCUGCAUUUAUUUCACUGAAGGUAAAUGAAGUAAAUGCUAUGAAUGGCAAGGACUUCUCAUUAAGUUCUUCUAGACUUAUACAGUUUGAUCCAGGAGUGUCAACUAGGAUAUGGAAUAUAGAAAUUGCUCAGGAUGGAUUAGAAGAAGAUGAUGAGAUCUUUGAAGUGGUUCUAACUUCUCCUGUGAAUGCUCUUCUUGGCACCAAGGAAAAAGCAGUUGUGAAAAUUGUGGACCCCAGAGGAGGCAGUUGCAAAUUCUUAGAGUCAACAAGGGUUAACUGCACCUCAAAGCCACCCCAAAGUCAUUGCAAGCUUGGCCUAGAAGAAUCUUAUCACCCUCCUUUAACAGAGACAGCAAAAAAGACUUGGAGAAACAUUCCAGAGGAAUAUACCUCUCUUAAGAAAAGACUCAGGGUUACUGGGAAUAAAAAAAUGGUGAAACCUUCAACUGUGUUCAGAAAUGAAACUGAUAUAAUUUAUCAGUACCAUGGGAUUCUAUCUCUCAAGCUUGAAGAAGACAAAUCAUCUCUCAAUUCAACCAAGAAAUUAUUAGCAGCUAACCAUGGCCCAAAGAAACUAAGAGCUCCUUCCAACAAUGUGGACAUUCUUCAAUCAGACAGAGCUAUGUGGAAGCCUCCUGAUAACCAAGAAGAAUCCAUAGCCCUUCCUAAGAAAUGCACACCGGAUUUGAAAGGGCUGUUGCAUUUUGAAGAGAAGACCCAGAAGCUUUUCCAGUGUGAUGGGUUGUCAUGGAAUCCCUGGACCAGCACAGAGAAGGUUUCUCCUUCCAAAAAAUGUCCAUUUGGCUGGACCCAACAUGAUGGUAAUUGCUAUAAAUUAAUCUCAGGACAAAAGGCAACAUGGAUUGCAGCAGCCAGAGUGUGCCGAGAACAGCAUGAUGCUAAUCUUGUAGAAGUGUUCAGCAAAGAACAAAUGGAUUGGGUGUGGAAUUAUAGUGGUAGAAAGUCAUUUUGGAUAGGGCUCAGUGAUCCAACGCGUACAGGUCAAUGGGAAUGGAACAAAGGGCAGAAAGUCAGUUUUACCAACUGGAAAAGAGCUCCUCCUCGUUUGUCAAGAAAGGGGAAGAAUUGUGUUUUGGUACAGAAGAGAGGGAAAUGGCAAACAAAAAACUGCAAAAGGGGAAAAGGGCAAAACUUUAUAUGUGAAAAACAGUUAUAAUAUAUAGCAGUUACAAAAUACAGUAUGUAUAUUUUAUAUUUCUAUUUAUUGCUACCCACAUAAAUUAUGAUCUCAAAUUUGAAUUAAGAGACUAAGAUGUAGUUGCAUGUUUAAGAACAUAAAUAAUCCAUGUUCUGGAUUCUAGCUUUAACCAUUUUAUUUAAAUGGAAAUAUCAUGGAAGAGGUAACCUUUAUCAAAACGUAAUGGACAAUACUUGUAUUUAAUAUACUUUUCUCACUUUGUAUAUGAUUUGUAUAUGUAUGUUUAAUUUCAUCAUUAAGGGUUCUGCACUUACUUAUAUAUGUGAAACCCUUUUCAAUAAAUAAAAUGUCCUUUUGACCUUUAUGUGAGACAAUAUACUUGAGCAGAAGGGGUAACCUAUGUUAUUGACGUAAUCCUGGUAAUCCCAAAUAAAGUAUCUGGACAACCUGAGGUGUCACACAGCUAGGAUAUAACAGAGACUUAAAAGGAAAUUCCAGCCAAAAUUGGAAUCCACAUGAAUGCAUUUCAGUUUUGAAUAGAAGCAUUUUGUAAUAUAGAUGUAUUAACAAAACGGAUUCUAAUUAAAGCUAUACCUGUUUCAAA